This is a messenger RNA of Zophobas morio, 1131 nucleotides long. Its product is annotated as geranylgeranyl transferase type-1 subunit beta-like. Lineage: Eukaryota; Metazoa; Arthropoda; Insecta; Coleoptera; Tenebrionidae. The record is from RefSeq and is a predicted model, not a curated record. Gene Ontology annotation, molecular function: CAAX-protein geranylgeranyltransferase activity. Gene Ontology annotation, biological process: protein geranylgeranylation. Bases 35 to 1129 code for a protein of 364 amino acids. Gene Ontology annotation, cellular component: CAAX-protein geranylgeranyltransferase complex. The transcript has 11 exons.
GUAUCUAUUUGAACUUAAGCGGAACCUUUUAUACAUGGGAGUUAACUCGGCUAUAUUUUUUGACUAUACAGCUCACGUUAAUUUCUUUACACUUUGUUUACAAUCCCUUCCUGAAGAUGCUGCCAUGGAAGAUAAUAGCAAGUUAAUGUUGCUAUUUCUGUCUUUAUCUGGUUUGGAGUUAUUAAAAGGUUUAGACCAUUGGCCUCAAAGUAGGAAGGACAAAAUUAUUGACUGGGUUUAUUCCCAUCAAAUACCCCGCCGGGUUGAUUCAAAGGGGAUGUCUAAUAAAGAUGCUCUUGGUUUCCGCGGGGCUAACAAUUUAGGAUGCCGGGUUCUCGGGGAAAAUAAUGUUGUUUGGGAUACCGCUCAUCUUGCUAUGACUUAUUGCGCUUUGUUGAUUUUACUCAUUUUGGGAGACGAUCUUUCUAAGAUCGACCGAAAAGGACUCCUUCAAGCCUUGGGUAAUCUUCAAAGGGAAGAUGGGAGCUUUGGUUCUUCUUCAGAGGAGAGAAAUGAUAUAACUUUUAGUUUUAAGGAAGGUGAUAUGCGCUUUGUGUACUGCGCAGUCGUUAUCGCUCAUAUUCUAAACGGAUAUUCUUAUAUUGACAUCCAACUUCUUUGUGACUUUAUCAAAAACAGUCUGAGCUAUGAAGGAAGCUUUGGCCAAGGUCCGUUACAGGAGGGGCACGGCGGCUCAACCUUUUGUGCGUUGGCUAGUUUACACAUUUUAGACAAACUCGAUGAAGUUCUUAGCGAAAAUGAUAAGGAGUUAAUUGUUAGAUGGUGUCUGUUUAGGCAACAGUCGGGCUUUCAAGGGAGGCCUAAUAAAGAGGAAGACACAUGCUACUCUUUUUGGAUCGGAUGUUCUCUUAAGAUUUUAAAAUCUUUUAAGUGGAUCGAUAAAGAAAAAAAUAAAGUUUGGCUUUCAAGGACCCAAAGAAAAUUUGGAGGGUUUGCUAAAUAUGCAGAGGGGAACUGUCGGGAGGAUCUUGGUCAUUCCUACUUUGGUAUAUGUGCACUAGCACUCAUGAAAGAAAGCGAGCUCCACGGGCUCCACCCGGCCCUAAACAUAUCUAAGAGAGCGACUCAGCGUCUAAAGCAACGAAUGCUGACAACACACGCGGACUAAGG